GCCGCCUCCCCGGCCGCGCUUCCGGACGCGCCUGCGCACACGGAGCGGCCGCGACCUGCCCGGCGGAGCCCGCCGUGUCCCGCGUGUGUCCCUCGGCCGUGUCCUGCACGUGUCCCUCCGUCCUCGCCAUGUUCACCUGUGCAAAGUUCGUCUCCACUCCUGCGCUUGUGUGGAGGAGCUCGCGGGUGCUGGGCCAGCCCCUGUCGGCCGCAGCGCUGAGCAGCCCCGAGGCCCGGCCGGAGCAGGUGUGGCCGGGAGCCGCCCGGGCCCUGCGGACGAGCGCUGCCCAGCGGGACAUCGACACGGCCGCCAAGUUCAUCGGUGCCGGCGCUGCCACCGUGGGGGUGGCCGGCUCUGGGGCCGGCAUCGGCACCGUGUUUGGGAGCCUCAUCAUCGGCUACGCCAGGAACCCCUCGCUCAAGCAGCAGCUCUUCUCCUACGCCAUCCUGGGCUUCGCCCUCUCUGAGGCCAUGGGGCUCUUCUGCCUCAUGGUGGCCUUCCUCAUCCUCUUCGCCAUGUGAGGAGCGGGCGGCGGUGACAGCGGCGGUGACAGUGACGGAGCUGUGCCUGGGGCUGGUGGCCCCGUGCCCAGCCGGGAAUACCGGGGGCAGGGAAUAAAGACGGUUUUGUGACAGUCUGA
Messenger RNA from Pseudopodoces humilis (Tibetan ground-tit), 640 nucleotides. RefSeq names its product ATP synthase membrane subunit c locus 2 (gene ATP5MC2). The record is from RefSeq and is a predicted model, not a curated record. Gene Ontology annotation, biological process: proton transmembrane transport; proton motive force-driven ATP synthesis. NCBI's taxonomy places the organism in Eukaryota, Metazoa, Chordata, Aves, Passeriformes, Paridae. Gene Ontology annotation, molecular function: proton transmembrane transporter activity.